Molecule: messenger RNA, 1986 nt
Organism: Acanthamoeba castellanii str. Neff
Lineage: Eukaryota; Discosea; Longamoebia; Acanthamoebidae
Product: protein phosphatase 2C domain containing protein
Exons: 7
Coding region: 1-1986 (661 amino acids)
Biological process (GO): protein dephosphorylation
Molecular function (GO): protein serine/threonine phosphatase activity; cation binding
Source: RefSeq, a predicted model, not a curated record
AUGGAACUGGAUUUUGCGUCAUUUGGCGUGUACUCCCUCGCGGGCAAGAGGCAUGCCAACGAAGAUCGCUGGGUGGCCUUCACCCACCUCCACCUGUGUCCCAACAUCUCAGCUCCAGCCUGGCAGCUGAAGAAGAAAAAGAAAAAGAAGAAGGGCAGCAAGGGUGGUGAUGGAGGGAAAGAGGAAAAGAGCGGCAACGACGACCAGGCCGACGAGGGCGGCUACCUGCCGCUUUCGUUCUUUGCGGUGUACGACGGCCACGGCGGAUCGCUGUGCGUGGAGACGGUCAGCACGCGCCUGCACAAGUACAUCAUCAACCAGCGCACCCGCGGCCUCUUCUUCCUCCGCGACCCCGAACUCAUCAACGAAGCCCUCAUUCGCGAGGCCAUCCGGCGCGGGUUCGAGGACAUGGACCGGGAGGUGAUCCGGACCACGGAGCAGAAGGGCGACUCGAGCGGGUCGUGCGCGGUGGUCAUCAUCCUCCUCUACAACCGCGUCUUCAUCGCCCACGCCGGCGACACCCGCGCCGUGCUCGGCCAAGUCAAAGGUUCGGGUAAGGGGAGCCUGUCGGAACCGUUCUCGCCGCUGCCGACGCGGCUGUACGGCGCCGAACUAAAGAAGACCAACUCUGACAGCUCCAUCCCCGGACACAUCGCCCAGGGCGGGAUGAUGUCGUCAAAGUCGGCGGACUCGGUGACGCCGCGUCGGUGGGAGCGACGGAUGUCGGACGAGGACCGGCGGGUGGCGGAGCGGGGCAAGUGGACGCGCAAGACCCUCAAGAACCUGCGCACCAUCGAACUCACCGAGGACCACAAGGCCACCAACGAGAAGGAGAAGAAGCGCAUGAAGCUCAAGGGCGGCUUCGUCGCCAACGGCCGAGUCUUUGGUGUCCUCGCGAUGUCGCCGCAAGAGUACCAGAUCCGCAAGAUCAAGGGGAGCGGGAGCGUGAUGCGGCGCAACCGCGACGCCGACGCCCUCAGCGACGAGCACAGCAGCAGCAGCGACGACGACGACAACAACGAAAAGAACGAAAGCGACAACCACAAGAACGAAAGCGACAACGGCGGCGGAAACGAGAGCGGCGCGGUUUCGACCGACGUCGUGGCGACCGAAGAGCGAACGGCGGCGGCGGCGACCGGCGAGAGCGCGACGGCCGAGCGGCGGGCGAGCCGGCGGGUGACGCAGCAGCGCGGGAAGGAGCUGAACGCGGGGCUGCCGUUCGACAACGACGAGCUGUGGGGCUGGGUCGAGUCGCAGCGCCUGGCCGACCUCCGCGCCGCCACCGACUUCGAGGCCGACGAAAAGGCCCGCAAGGCCGAAAAGAAGGCCGCCAAGGAGAAGGAGCGCGCCGGCGCCGCCUCGUCGUCAUCUUCGGAGGGCCACGCCGACGCCGACGCCGGAGGGGGCGGCGGGGGCGGCGAUGGGGCGAGUCCGCGACACGAGAACGGCGACGGCGAAGGCGACGGCGAGGGUGAGAAGGCGAAGGGCGGAAAGAAGGGGCGGAAGGGCGAGAGCUACGAGGCGAUGACGGAGAAGGAGAUGCGGAGGCGGCAGGACAAGGCCCUCAAGAAGCGGUCGAAGCAGAUCCGGAAGGAGCGGGAGCAGCUCAAGGAGAAGGAGCGCAAGGUGAAGGAGAUGGCCAAGAUCCAGGAGCGACGGGGCAACGCCGGCGAGGGCGUCGUCGUGGCCCUGCCCGACAUCGACUGCCGCACCAUCUCCACCGACGACCGAUUCAUCCUCAUCGCCUCCGAUGGCUUGUGGGACGUGUGUCCGAGCAAGGAGAGCGUGAAGGCGGUGUCGCAGCUGUACCUGGAGCAGCAGCUGCAGGCGGCGGCGACGCCGGUGGUGGCGGCACCGGCCCAGUCGGGCGUGCCGGUGACGAUGCUGCGCAACAUAUGCGAGUCGGUCUGCCGAAGCGCGCGGAAAGGCGGCAGUUCGGACGAUAUCACGUGUCUCCUCAUUGCCCUCCACCCGACCAUCAUCUAG